AUCCUUGAAAUAUUUGGGACAACGUGCGUUUGGAACUCAAAAAUGGCGCAGGCAUUGUUCGAUGAUGGGUCUUCUGAAUCUGAAGCGGAGUUUUCUGUCAGUAGCAAAUACGCUGAGAAAUACAACAGCUGGAGAGAAAAAGAAGAAUACCAGAAGCUGCAAGCAAAGUAUGGCAAAGAUGUCUCGCUGGAUGCAGCCAAAGGAGCUGAUGAGACCUCAUCAUCAUCAGAAGACGAGGAAGCUGAGGAACUUACCCCAAACAUGGAAAAGCAGUUCUUUGAAACACUUUCAAAACUGAAACAAAAUGAUCCAGAAAUCUAUGACCCUGGCAAAAGGUUUUUCAAUGAGAAGAAUGAAGAAAAUGGUGCAUCAACAAGCAAAAAGAAGCGCAAAGAAAAGCCAAUGUUUCUCAGAGACUAUGAAAGAGAAAUGUUGUUGAACAGUGGAGAAGUACAAACUGAAAAUGGCUCCGCAGCCGGGCCCCCUCAGCAGCCCUCGUACGCCGAGGAGCAGGAGGAGCUGCGCGCCGGGUUCCGCGCCCUGGUGGACAGCGACUCGGACGCCGAGGAAGGCGGCGACCCCUUCUCCGGCAGUCUGCUCAAGAAGAGGGAGAAGACGGCCGCUGAACAGGAACACGAAGAUGAGCAGUACAAGAUCUGGCUGAAAGGACAAAAGGAGACUGCCGGAGACAAGGCGGUCGAAGGCCGCCUCAAGGGACUGAAAGAUGCCUGGUCCAACCCGAAAAUUUCCAAAGAUGAAGCGUUCUUGCGUGACUACAUCCUGAGUAAGCGGUACCUAGAGGAGGGGGAUGACUCGUACGUGCCCAGCUACGAGGAGGUGGUACACGACUCGGAGGGAGAUCUCUCAGAGGACGAGCGCACCGUCGGAAAACAGGAGGCGUUCGAACACAAGUUCAACUUCCGCUUCGAGGAGCCAGAUCAGGAAUUCAUCAAAAGGUAUCCGAGAACAAUCAAGAAUUCGUUGAGGAAAAAGGAUGAACGACGAAAAUUGAACAGAGAGGAGAAAAGGAAGAGACAAGAAGAGGAAAAGAAAAAGAAGGAAGAAGAACUCAAACGUCUGAAGACGUUGAAGAGGAAAGAAAUUAUGGAGAAACUAGAAACACUCAAGGAGGCUGUUGGCAAUACUGAUUUGCCGUUUGAGGUGGCUGACUUGGACGCCGAUUUCGACCCGGACGCGCACGACCGGAAAAUGGGCGAGAUGUUCGGCGACGACUACUACUACGACGCCGAUAACGACGAGGAAAAACCAGUCUUCUCUGACGACGAGGACUGGGACAACUGGGCGCCGGGGGAGGAAGACGCUGUGGAAGGAGAGGAGGAGGAGAGCGGACAGUGGGCCGAGCCCGGCCACAGCCAGAGCGACCACACUCCCGCCUGCGAGCAGCCAGACUUUGUGAUGGACUGCGACUACACGCCGUCGGCGGUGCGCCGGCCGCCGGCCGAGCUCACCACCGGCCGCGGCCGGAAGAAGAGACGCGGCCGGCUCGCCGAGCUGCUCAGGCGGAAAAAGCCGCGCUUCGAGCCGGCGGCCGGCCAGCGGCUGGCGGAGUACGUGGACCAGUACUACCAGCUGGACGCGCAGGCUAACCCGCACCCGUUCAAGUACCGCGAGGUGCCGGCCAACGACUUUGGCCUGGAUACGACUGAGAUCCUGAUGGCCGAUGAGCGGGACCUGAACCGAUGGGUGUCGGUGAAACGGAUGUCUCAGUACCUGCGACCCGAGGAAGAGCAGCAUGACGUCAAAAAGUACAAAGCCAAAGCCUCCAACGCAUUCUACAAGCAGAAGAUACUGCAGAGCCUCUAUAAAAAGGAAGGCGAGCCAGAGGAAGAUCCGGAGAAGUAUGAACCACAGAAGAAGAAAAAGAAGAAGCGGAAGAGGAAGGAGAAGGAGAGGGAGGCGGAGGAGCAGAACGGCGGUACUCACGGGGAGGGCGGGGAUGAAGAGGAGGAGGGACUCUGGGUAGCUCCACUGGAGAACGGUGUCGAAACGGCGCCGGACGCUACCGAGUCGGAACCGCAGGAGCAGGGGAAGAAGAAAAAGAAGAAGAAGCGGAAAGAAAAACUGACUGCCGUCGAAGAAACAACAAACGAGAACGGCACAUUGGAUCACUCCGCCGUCAAUGGUGAACAAGCAGCGUCAGAGAACCCACCUGAGGGAGGAAAGAAGAAGAAAAAGAAGCGGAAGCACCACGAGGAGACAGUGGAUGACGCCGCUGAGCAGCGGCCGGGGAAGACUCGCUCGGACGAGCCGGCCGGUACCUCGGAGGGGCCCGCUCCCAAGAAGCGGCGGCACGCAGCCGGGGGCAAACGACGACGCGCGGCCCAGGCCGAGGCCGGCUCCCAGGCUGCCAUGGUGCUCUCCAUGUCAGAUGCACGCUUGGAAGCGUUUGGACUCAACCCCAAAAAGAUUAGGGGCAAGGUGAUCUAUGGUCAGGGCGGAUCGUAGCACCGGUGCGGGGCGUGGGUGUUUUGAACGAGUCUUAUUUGACUGGGUAUUUUUGUGGUUUACUCUUACAAAGCCGUGCGUUGCGUGGAGGUAAAUGUGGCAUAUGCAAUUUCAGUGAGAUAUCGACGUUAGCUGAUGAUAAAUAUGUGACGCGGCAGGCCCCUGCCGCUCAUUUAA
Molecule: messenger RNA, 2643 nt
Organism: Amphibalanus amphitrite
Lineage: Eukaryota; Metazoa; Arthropoda; Thecostraca; Balanomorpha; Balanidae
Product: protein KRI1 homolog
Exons: 12
Coding region: 43-2466 (807 amino acids)
Biological process (GO): endonucleolytic cleavage in ITS1 to separate SSU-rRNA from 5.8S rRNA and LSU-rRNA from tricistronic rRNA transcript (SSU-rRNA, 5.8S rRNA, LSU-rRNA)
Cellular component (GO): nucleolus; 90S preribosome
Source: RefSeq, a predicted model, not a curated record